UCCGCCCAACCAUAUAUACACCAUCCCGUUCCCUAUCAAAAGCUUCAUUCCAUUUUGCUUCACUUUUCUUGAAUUUUAGAAACAGAGAGAAUAGAGAAGAUGUUGGCGAUAUUCCACAAGGCGUUCGCUCACCCGCCGCAGGAGCUCAACAGCCCCGGCAGCGGCCGGCGUGCCCCCAAGAACCCGGAGGAAAUCCUCCGGGAGUUCCACAGCCUCCACCCUGAGGACUCCUUCUCCGCCACCUUCAGCGGCGGCGCCGCCCUCUCCUGCGUCCCCUCCCACUCCAACCACUCUCCCCACCAAAGGUUGUUCUGUAGCUUCGACGACAUCUACUGUAUGUUCGUGGGGGGGCUCGAUAACUUGUGCUCUUUGAUCAGGCAGUACGGCCUGUCCAAGAACACCAACGAGGCGCUGCUGGUGAUCGAGGCCUACCGGACGCUGCGCGACCGUGGGCCGUACCCGGCGGACCAGGUCCUCAAGGACCUCGCCGGCUCCUUCGCCUUCGUGGUCUACGAUAGCAAGGCCGGCACCGUCUUCGCGGCUCUGAGCGCGGAUGGAAAGAUCCCGCUAUUCUGGGGCAUAGCGGCGGAUGGAUCGGUCGUGAUCUGUGAUGAUGUCGGAAUCAUCAAAGGCGGCUGCGGCAAAUCAUACGCUCCUUUCCCUACCGGGUGCAUGUUUCAUAGCGAGGGAGGUCUGAAGAGCUUCGAGCAUCCGAUGAACAAGUUGAGGCCAAUGCCGAGGGUGGACAGCGAGGGGGUGAUGUGCGGUGCCAACUUCAAGGUCGACACCUAUUCCAGGAUUAACAGCAUGCCGCGGGUCGGCAGCGCCACCAACUGGACUUUCUGGGACGAGUCCAUGCUCUAGCUUCCUGCUCCUGCUGCCAGCAACAAGAGACGACCAAUCCCAUCUUGCUCUGCUUCUUCUGCUGCUGCUGCUGCUGAUUUAGUUUACGUUUGGUCUUCUUCUUCUUCUUCUUAUUCUUCUUCUUCUGCUUCUGCUUCUUUGUUUUAAUGGGUUUCGAGUUCCCUUUGCAGUGUACCAUGGUGGUGGUUUAAGUGUCUGGCUGUAUAUCUAGUGUCUAUCUUUUAUAUACAUAUAUACAACAAAAAACUGAUCUACCUCAGCCUUUUUUGGUAGUGUUUAAUAUAUCAUUGCGUCGAUGCACAAGGUGGCACGUC
Molecule: messenger RNA, 1178 nt
Organism: Phoenix dactylifera (date palm)
Lineage: Eukaryota; Viridiplantae; Streptophyta; Magnoliopsida; Arecales; Arecaceae
Product: aluminum induced protein with YGL and LRDR motifs
Source: RefSeq, a predicted model, not a curated record